Nerophis ophidion (straightnose pipefish) is the source of this 2132-nucleotide messenger RNA. RefSeq names its product ssu-2 homolog, tandem duplicate 1 (gene ssuh2.1). The coding region runs from base 189 to 1307 and encodes 372 amino acids. The record is from RefSeq and is a predicted model, not a curated record. The transcript is spliced from 13 exons. Gene Ontology annotation, molecular function: heat shock protein binding. Lineage: Eukaryota; Metazoa; Chordata; Actinopteri; Syngnathiformes; Syngnathidae.
CCUCGUUAUUUUCCUCGGCGUACACUACCACUGUAUGCUUUUAUUUUGAAAUGAGUUGUGGGUGGGUGUCUUCAUCCGGGCACUUCAAAGACCAAGCAGGCGGAUCAUGGACGACCAACACGAAGACAAGGCUGAGAUAGGCACCAGCGCCCCCCGCGACCCCAAAAGGAAUAAGCGGUAGAAAAUGGAUGGAUGGACUGGAGGCUUUGGUUUCAGAUGCUGGAAUAGACGCCUUUGACCCUAACAUUCCAGAGGAGGGACCUUCAGCGCCCCCUCCUGGAUGGUUGGAUGACAUCAUGGGAUACCAGGGUCACAAAGGAGAUGACGACAACCCCAUGUACCCUCCCCCUCCGGCCUACACCCCCCAGCCCCAAGUGGAUAGGAACACUGUGGUGCCUGACGUUAGGGUUCCCUCAGUGUCGGAAGAUGUGGCCAGAGAUGCCCUCCUUAAAUUUGUCCAGUCCAAGUGGAAUUACAGCUCCAAGCCAGCCCGCAACCUGACCUUCAAAGAACUCCGACCUGUCACCGUCUACCGGUACAGACUGGAGACUUACACCGAGACCAGAACCAGCAAAUGGGACUUUGAAUCCUACAAGGGACAGCCUGUGGAUGGUCCUCAGUUUGGAAUGAGUCCUCCUCCGUGGGACAUUCCUGUGACGUUACCCCCAAGAUUCACUGACUUGGUGGAGAUGAUCCGAGUUCCACACUCAUCCUUCGUCAAGUUGUGUCACAAGUGCAGCGGCUGUGGAAGGACUCGGUGUGUGUCGUGUCACGGCAGAGGCAUGAAACGUUGCACAUUCUGCCACGGUCACGGGCGUUCUCACAACAAGCGCUGCACUUCCUGUCACGGCCGUGGACGCAGAAGGUGUAUUUCCUGUCACGGUCACGGCUCUAAGACGUGCGUUGUGUGUCAUGGCAGUCAGAACCUCCUUCAUUUCAUCCAGCUUACAGUGACUUGGAAGAACAAUGUUGAGGAUUACAUUCCUGAUCGCCAGCCUGAUUUCCCGGAUAAGAAGUUUGAGGAGGUGACAGGUGACGCCUUCUUUGUGGAUGAGAGUUUACUGGUGUAUCCCAUUCAAGGGUUUCCCGACCAGGAGAUCUGUGACGCCUCCCACAAGCUGAUAAACGAACACCUGAAUCGCUUCAACACUACCUGUCGUAUCCUACAGCAACGGCAGACGGUGGAGCUGGUGCCGCUAACGCACGCCUUCUACUCAUACAGUGGCAAAGACUUCAGCUUCUUCGUGUAUGGAGUGGAGAACAAAGUGUUCACUUCCAAGUAUCCGUCUGCAUGCACCAUUUUGUAGGACAAGGCGAAGAACACUGUUGAUUUUGAACUUGCAACCUUUUGUGGAGUUCACAUGGCAACGGUCUGACAAGGAAUGUAUGGGCGAUAAUUUAAUCAGAAAUGGUCGUUUUGGGAAAAGUUGAGAGCUAAAGGAGAUGAAAAAAUCCCUAACAUUUACAAGAUAUGGCUCCUUUAAAUACAACUUUUUUUGAACGUGUGUGCAAUGAUUAAGUCCUCCAGUAGGGGGCACUGUUAACCUCAAAGAAACAAAUCUAGCUAAAUACAGGACUGUAAUCUCGUGUCAUAGUUAUAAACCAAUGUUUGAUGACUUCAUCACAAAUGUAUUUACUGUAUAUCUAUGUAUCUUAUACAUUAUAAUUUUGUACUAAAAUAAACUAUAUAGGCCUAUCUGUAUAUAUAUAUAUAUAUAUAUAUAUAUAUAUAUAUAUAUAUAUAUAUAUAUGAUACACAUCUAUACUGUACCACAUCUAGUGAUAGACUGCCAGAUGGGAUAACAAUAAAUAAAUGUAUAUUUUAAUAAUUAUUUAAAUGUGUCAUUGAUUAUAAUUGGAAUUAAAUGAAUGUGUAAUUUAUUUGUUUAGUGUAAAAUUACACACAAUAAUUUGAUUAAAUACUGAUUUGGCUAUUUCAUGAUUUAAUUUUUUCACUAUUCAGUUAUUGAUUUCAUAAUUGUUUUAAUUAUGGACACAUUUAAGUAGUUACUUUAAACUUAAUGUCUCAUUUGGCACUCUAUGCAUAUAUAAUGUAUUACGGUACUUCUAAGUCUCUACAAUGGCAAUACAACUUCAGUGUCCACAUGUAUUUCAAUAAAACGUAAAACUGC